GUAAAAUCUAUCAUCUCUAUCUCUUUUCCAGUUGUAAACCAAAGCAAAAGACAGAGAAGGCGACGAUGAGUACGAUGAAGCCAAGCCGGAGCGACGAGAUAGCCGACCCGGAUCAACAGAUCAAGAACACGAACCAGAUCAGAGCUGGUUUCGAUUCCUUGGCCCCUAAACGACCCACUAAGCCCACCCGGAGCGAGCCAGGCCCUUUCGGAUGUUUCUCUACUCCCGAGCCAACCACUGACCAUCCAGAGGCUGACAAGUUCCAAACUCUCCAGUCCCAAACUCAUGGUAAUAUUCUGCAUGAAGGAGUUUCAGCUGCUGUUCAAGAUGAGUUCCUGGAGACAGAGUAUUACACGAGUCUCACCGCCAUUGAUAAGCAACAUCACACGACCGGAAGUGGGUUUAUAAAUGUGGGGAAGGAAGACGGUGGUGAAGAAGCUGUGAUAGCCGCCGCUGCAGUCGGAGACGGAGGUGAAAAGGCUGUUUACAGAAGCAACCCGGCGACGAACGAGUGGAUUCCUGCGGUGGAGGAGGAUCUUGGUUCAGAAUCUUCGUCUAAACCGAACCGGAGCGAGAAUUCUUGAAUGGGAUCGGAUCUUUGAAUGUGUGUGUACUUUAUCUUCUUCCAGAUGUGAUGUUUCUUGAUGUUAUUGUAAUAAGAUAUUAUCGAAAUAAAUUAGUUAAAUAAGUUUUUAUUAUUAAA
This is a messenger RNA of Brassica rapa (field mustard), 703 nucleotides long. RefSeq lists its product as uncharacterized. The record is from RefSeq and is a predicted model, not a curated record. NCBI's taxonomy places the organism in Eukaryota, Viridiplantae, Streptophyta, Magnoliopsida, Brassicales, Brassicaceae.